This is a messenger RNA of Andrographis paniculata, 3283 nucleotides long. RefSeq lists its product as uncharacterized. Gene Ontology annotation, cellular component: membrane; cytoplasm. NCBI's taxonomy places the organism in Eukaryota, Viridiplantae, Streptophyta, Magnoliopsida, Lamiales, Acanthaceae. Gene Ontology annotation, biological process: cell adhesion; proteolysis. The transcript is spliced from 17 exons. The coding region runs from base 396 to 2909 and encodes 837 amino acids. The record is from RefSeq and is a predicted model, not a curated record. Gene Ontology annotation, molecular function: metalloendopeptidase activity.
AAUUCGAGUCGACGGCUACUUCUCCACCCACCCCACCAAUUCGCAGUUGCUUUGCUUUAUUUAAUUAUCUGCGAAAAUCGAGCAUCAUUGGUUCAUCGGCCUCACCCAUCGUCGGCUUUCCACUGCACAGUGGUGUUGGAGGCGAGUUUGCGAGAUUGGGGGAAGCAGGGUGUGUGAAUCGAGUGACAGCUGAGCUGAUUUCGGAGGAGCUGUUUCGAAAGUUGCGACCUUUGUCAUUUUUUUUUUUUUAAUUUUUAUGGUGGAGAGUUUUGAGGGUUUUUGUGCACUGCGUGUAAUGUGGGGAGGCUUGAGCGCAUUUUCCGGGAGCGGCGCGAUCUUGGGGGCGCCGGUGAUUUGAUGGGAACGGCUCUGCGUUUGCUAGACGGCGUCGUUUCAUGGAGUUGAGGAUUCGGUGCAAUCGAUGCGUCGAGGCUUGUUCGAUCCACCGAUUUUUACUGAAUCCUGCACUGGUUUGUGUCAAGGUUUUAUUGGUGUUAUUGCUCUUGGAAGCUGCUUAUGCAACAUCAAAAGAAUUUGGGUUGCAGAAAGAAGUGCUCGAACAGGACAAGGAAAGUGUAAUAUCUCAUUCAUGCAUACACGAUCAGAUUAUCGAACUAAGGAAGAGACCUGGCCACAAAGUGUAUUCUGUGUCGGCUCAGAUUUAUGCUGGACCUCAUGUUCCCUCAUUUUUCGAAAGAAGGGGAAGGACAUUGCUCGGUGUUUCUAAAUAUUCAAAGCGGCAAACUGCUGCUAGGCAACCCAUUAGAAUUUACUUGAAUUAUGAUGCUGUUGGUCAUUCAUCUGAUAGAGACUGCCGAAAUGUGGGGGACAUUGUAAAGCUCGGGGAACCCACAGGAGCUUCAUAUUCCGGUACACCUUCCUGUAAUCCUCAAGCAGAUCCUCCAAUUUAUGCUGAUUGUUGGUAUAAUUGCACACUUGAUGAUAUAGCUGGGGAAGACAAAAAGCAUCGCCUUCGGAAGGCGCUUGGGCAAACGGCAGACUGGUUUAGUAGAGCUCUAUCAGUUGAGCCUGUGAGAGGUAAUUUACGGUUGAGUGGAUAUUCUGCAUGCGGUCAAGAUGGAGGUGUUCAACUUCCUAGGCAAUACGUGGAAGAAGGCAUUGCCAAUGCAGACUUGGUUCUUCUGGUUACUACAAGACCGACAACUGGGAACACUCUAGCUUGGGCUGUGGCAUGUGAACGUGAUCAAUGGGGCCGUGCUAUUGCUGGACAUGUUAAUGUUGCACCUCGCCACUUGACUGCAGAGGCAGAAAGUUUACUUUCUGCUACUCUAAUCCAUGAGGUAAUGCAUGUUCUUGGAUUUGAUCCCCAUGCCUUUUCACAUUUCCGGGAUGAGAGCAAAAGAAGGCGCACUCGGGUAACUGACCAAGUUAUGGAUGAAAAACUUGGGCGGAUGGUAACAAGAGUUGUGCUUCCUCGAGUUGUAAUGCAUUCACGUUACCACUACGGGGCCUUCUCUGAAAAUUUUACUGGUUUGGAGCUUGAAGAGGGUGGUGGCCGUGGAACGUCAGGAUCUCACUGGGAGAAAAGACUUAUGAUGAAUGAGAUAAUGACGGGGUCGGUUGAUACCAGAUCAGUAGUUUCUAAAAUGACACUUGCUUUACUUGAGGACAGUGGAUGGUAUCAGGCUAAUUACAGCAUGGCUGAACGUCUCGACUGGGGACGCAACCAGGGAACUGAAUUUGUUACAUUACCUUGCAACCAUUGGAAGGGUGCAUAUCAUUGCAACUCUACACAACAAUCUGGAUGCACGUAUAACAGGGAGGCGGAAGGUUACUGCCCUAUUGUAAAUUACAGUGCAGAUCUUCCACAAUGGGCUCGCUAUUUCCCUCAAGCUAAUAAAGGUGGUCAAUCGUCGCUGGCUGAUUAUUGCACUUAUUUUGUUCCAUACUCUGAUGGUUCGUGUACAGAUACUAAUAGUGCUAGGUCACCUGACCGGAUGCUGGGUGAAGUCCGGGGAAGUAACUCAAGGUGCAUGGCCUCGUCUCUAGUCCGUAAUGGAUUUGUGAGGGGUUCGACCACCCAAGGAAAUGGUUGUUAUCAGCACAGAUGCAUAGACAACAAACUGGAGGUUGCCGUUGAUGGAAUUUGGAAAGCAUGUUCAGUGAAUGGUGGAGCUGUUCAAUUUCCCGGCUUUAAUGGUGAAUUGAUAUGCCCUGCUUACCAUGAGCUCUGCAAUGUUGAGCCUGUGCCGGCAUCUGGUCAAUGUCCUAAUUCAUGUAAUUUUAAUGGCGAUUGCGUCGAUGGAAGGUGCCACUGCUUUUUGGGAUUCGAAGGCCACGACUGUAGCCGAAGUUCUUGCCCUAAUAAUUGCGGCGGCCAUGGAAAAUGCCUUAAAACCGGCAUUUGUAACUGUGAACAAGGGUACACCGGAGCCGACUGCUCUACAGCCAUUUGCGAUGAGCAAUGUAGUCUUCAUGGAGGGGUCUGCGACAACGGUGUUUGUGAAUUUCGUUGCUCUGACUACGCCGGCUACACAUGCCAAAACAAUUCGAUGCUUCUCCCAAGCCUCUCAGUCUGCAAAGACGUUCUGGAGAAAGACAUGUUGGGUCAGCACUGCGCGCCGAGUGAAUUAAGUGUCCUGCAACAGCUGGAAGAAGUCGUCGUAAUGCCCAACUACCACAGAUUAUUUCCCGGAGGUCCUCGGAAAAUUCUAAAUUACAUUAGAGGCCGCGACUGCGACGGAGCUGCAAAGCGAUUGGCCUGCUGGAUAUCCAUCCAACAAUGCGACGACAAUGACAACAGGCUACGAGUGUGCCACUCGGCGUGCCAAUGGUACAACUUAGCGUGCGGGGCUUCACUCGACUGCUCCGACCAAACGCUUUUCAGCAACGAGCAUGAAGAUGAAGGGCUAUGCACAGGGUGGGGUGAGCUGAAUUCUUGGCUCUAAGACAAAAGGGAUCGAUGUCGAUCAACUAUGUAUAUUAUAGGAAACAUUUUAGUUUAUUUUUCUUGUUAUUAAUCUGGUAAUUGUGUAGGUUUUGUAGGGGAGAAAAAUGGUAGAAUUUCUUAUUUUUUCCCAUCCCAGCCAGUAAAAGUGUUUGGAGAAAAAUGGGUGGGAAUGAAUUAUUGAGUUGAGUUGAGAGUUUGGCUUUCAAAGAAAGUCCAAACCAGACUUAGGAAUUAAUCUGUAGCAGAAGAAGAAGAAGAAGAAGAAGAAGAAAGAAAAACAUGUUGGAGGAAGCAAGACAUGUGGUUUUUUUCUUUUUUUGAAGUUUUUGGCCUAAGGCCUUCCUGGUAAAUGUAUUUAUUUUCUCUUUGCCA